UUAGUAAGAGAAGGGGAUAUUUGUAUAUGCCCACGAAGGUGAUGUCGAUCAGAUAUAAAUAAAAUUUCUAGAAAGCAGAUAUGGAAGUAUUUUUAGAAUUUUGCGUUUAAAAGCAGUGUUUAUUAGUUGAGUGAACUAUUUGUUAUUAGUAGUAUAGGCUCACGUGAGAAGUUGCGUAGAAAAAUAACGAAGACAAAGAGAAAGUCCCUCACAUAUGUGAAGUGUAGUUGAUUGUUCUUUGUUUUUGUUCUACUUAUUAUCAUCGUCCAUUUUGUGAAAGCGAGCAAAAUUUGCGUCGUACUGAUAGUUUUUAAACGCAAAAUUCUUCUUAAUAAUCUGUGAUAAAGCAGAUACAAAGUGAAUAUAGUGUGUUGAUAAUCGAUUAAUUUAACAAAGACAAAGGACUUUGUGGUGAAAUUAAUUUUGCUCAAUAUGGCAAUGGCUAUGAAACACUCAGAGGGUGGAAGAAUAGUUGGUAUAAAUUCACGUGCUCUUAAACAUCCCUCCAAAGCUCAUUAUCAUCAGGGCACUUACCCCAAGAAUUCUUCAAAACGAGGAGAAUCUUCCUUUCAAAUGCUGAACUCUACAAGGGGACACUCACCUAAUGGAUCUGGUUCUCGUACACCGCCCAGUUUGGUGGCAGGCCACUAUGCUGGCUGCAAGUUUUCAGAGCCCCCUUUGCCUUCGGCUCUACCACUGCCUCCGAAACAUUGGACGCAGGCAUUCCGACCGACGAGGUUGAAUUUCCACUCGCAUUUAGCGAUUCCUGCAUCUUCCGAUCACAGGGACGUAACACAGCAACUUAAAAUGUUGCUAAAGGUUCAAGCCUGACCCACUGAGCAAAAAUCCUUAAUCGCAACAGCAAAAAAUAAUAGACGAUCUUUGUAUUUACUGUUGCGAUAAGAGAAAAGAAA
Diorhabda carinulata is the source of this 914-nucleotide messenger RNA. RefSeq names its product proline-rich nuclear receptor coactivator 2-like. The transcript has 2 exons. Lineage: Eukaryota; Metazoa; Arthropoda; Insecta; Coleoptera; Chrysomelidae. The coding region runs from base 433 to 831 and encodes 132 amino acids. Gene Ontology annotation, cellular component: nucleus. The record is from RefSeq and is a predicted model, not a curated record.